Messenger RNA from Arabidopsis lyrata subsp. lyrata, 801 nucleotides. RefSeq lists its product as uncharacterized. The coding region runs from base 233 to 652 and encodes 139 amino acids. Lineage: Eukaryota; Viridiplantae; Streptophyta; Magnoliopsida; Brassicales; Brassicaceae. The transcript has a single exon. The record is from RefSeq and is a predicted model, not a curated record.
GGUUUGGUUUAGCAUUAUGUGAUCCUUGGAUCUCAAGGAAGGAGAAAUGUUAGGGUAACAUAAAUUUCCUUUUUCUUAGGGUACAAAAAAAUGCAGAAGUUUCCUUUUUUCGAUUACAAAAAAAAGGAAAUUAAACAACGAACACUCUUACUUCUAAGUUCUAAUUAUUGAGUUUACUUGAGUCGUAAGUGAUCAUUCAUCUUUUUUUCUGCAAAAAAGAGAGCUUGAGAGAAUGUCAAAAAAGAUUAACGAGCUUCUUCGUUACUGUGAAGAGAACUUUGAGAGAGGAAAUCUCGAACUUGCAUUACGAUGUGCUAUUUCAAUCUCCAUAGCGAAUCCUGACGCUCCUGAACCUUAUGCACACGUCGCUGCUUAUAGAAUCCUUUUGACGGUAGCUAACAAUCGCAUGGUCACAGGAGAGCCCGACUGGUACGCUGUGUUGGGAAUCAACAAACGCGGAUCCUCGAAGUCGGUGGCAAUUUCCAUUGAGAGGCGGUGCGAGGAGAUCAUAGAAGUGUUGGAUGGCGAGGCUGGGCUUUCCAAGGCUGUUUUGAGGGUUUAUGAUCUGGUCAGAAUCGGUGUGGCAGAGUUGAUGGACGAAGAUAGGAGAAGAGCAUACGAUCUCCGUUGUGGAUUUUCUAAUAUCAACUGAAUCUAAAACUUUUUAAAGUUAAUUUUUCAAUAAAAGUUUGUAAACUCUAUGGAUUCAUGUAUAUAUAUGUCUUUACAUGUUGACUUGAUUCGUCGGAAAAAAAACACAAACUGUUCCUAUUAAGGCUAAUAUCUGUAUUAUUUUAGUGG